Molecule: messenger RNA, 717 nt
Organism: Parnassius mnemosyne (clouded apollo)
Lineage: Eukaryota; Metazoa; Arthropoda; Insecta; Lepidoptera; Papilionidae
Source: the annotation of a GenBank genome assembly
AUGGGUACACCCAUUGAAAAUACCACUUUAACGCAACCACAUGCACCUACCCCUCUAUUGCAACCACAUGCACCACUUGCUCAAAUGCAACCACAUGCAACUACAGCUUUAAUGCAACUACAUGCACCUGAUACUACUUUGCAACAUGCAUCUCAAACCUCACCUUCUACUGUACUAGUGUCUAACGCUAACAAGCAACAAAUAUUAUUAUCCACAGCUAUCGUCAGAAUACAAUCUGCAUCAGGAAAGUGGAUGAACGCUCGAGCUCUUCUGAAUGCGGGCAGCGAGGUCAACAUUGUUGCCCACAGACAGACUUCCUUACUACAGCUAGAACCCAAGCAAGAUCAUAAUUAUAUAUCUAGUAUUGGUAAUACUCUAAAACAUUCUCAAGUAAGUGUUCAUACUAACAUCUCAUCUCGGUACAACAACUACUCAGCCGAUCUCACAUUCAUUGUCAUGGACAAAAUUGCUGUUCCCUUACCACAUAACUACAUACCUACACAACAAGCAAAAUCACUAGCUGACCCUACAUUUUUCAUACCUAGCUCAAUUGAUUUAUUAAUCGGGGCUGAACUUUUCUACUCCAUUUUACAGACAGGUCGUUUGAAACUUGGCUCAAGUUUACGCUUCUUAAUUGAAACUACCUUUGGAUGGGUUGUAUCAAGCUCUUUCGUCCGUGACACUCAUGAACACACAUCUAACAAGAACACAUGUUAG